Molecule: messenger RNA, 549 nt
Organism: Triticum turgidum subsp. durum (durum wheat)
Lineage: Eukaryota; Viridiplantae; Streptophyta; Magnoliopsida; Poales; Poaceae
Source: the annotation of a GenBank genome assembly
AUGGCUCCAGGAUCAGCUGCUCUCGCUCUCAAGGUGGCCGCCGUCGUUGCUGUUCUCGCCAUGCUAGUCGUGCCUUCCUUGGGGCGCUGUCGUUCACCCGCACCGCCGCCACCGUCACCGCCACCACCAACUCCAACUCCCACACCACCACCACCGCCGCCAGCUCUCAUACCACCACCUCCGGCAGUGCUGCUGCCACCAAACCCUGCACCCGCGCCAGCACCGGGGCCAGGGCCGGUGAUAUCCUGCCCCGAGUGUUCUUAUCAGUGCUGCUACGCCUUCGUUACCGCGAAAUGCAGCAGUGCUUGCGACGCAGUUGAACCUUCCUGCAACUCCUGUAGGACCCAGGUGUCCGCGCUCUGCAGGGCCGACAAAAACUGCACCGGCAGCUGCGAUGAGUGCAACGACACCAUCAACAAUUCAUGCAUCAGCGCCUGCACUACCCGAUACUGUGACGCCUGCACGAGGGGGCGGAGCGGGGAGUGCCGAGAUAACUGCAGCGAGCAGUGCUCCCCGCCUAACUGCAUACCCUGGAGUCCUCAGAACUAG